Messenger RNA from Rhodofomes roseus, 1002 nucleotides. RefSeq lists its product as uncharacterized. Lineage: Eukaryota; Fungi; Basidiomycota; Agaricomycetes; Polyporales; Fomitopsidaceae. The transcript has 10 exons. The record is from RefSeq and is a predicted model, not a curated record. The coding region runs from base 1 to 1002 and encodes 333 amino acids.
AUGGCGGCUCCAGAAUGCGACCUACCACCCAUACCCGCCAAUAUCCAGCAAAUUGCGGGGCCGAUCCCCGUUUCCACCUUCUCGCCGGACCCUCAUGCAUCAUGCCGCAUCCUACAGCUCCUUGGGUCGCAGCUGAACUGGUUCUUCUUCGGCGUCCUGUCUGUUCAGAUGUACAUGUACCACCAAGCGAAGUUCAAGGAUAACACCUUCAUUCGUUCGGUCGUCUGGUUCAUGUACCUGUUCGAGGUACUCCAGACGAUCUUGCUCACGCACGAUACCUUCCACCAACUAGCAAUAAGCUUUGGAAACAUGACGGGCCUGCUGAAGCCCUAUCUCAUUGGGUUCGAGCUACCAAUACAGUCCGCGAUCAUUGCGUGCAUCACACAGUGCUUCUAUGCUUGGCGGAUCUACGUCUUGAGUAACUCGAAGUACCUGCCAAUCCUCAUCGUCGCGUGCGGCGGCGGCAUUGCUGAGGGCGUUGCGUGCUUCGUUUACCAAACAACGUCAGCAGACAUUCCGUUCGAAGCGAAAGCGGUGGCGGUCUGGAUUGCGGGAAGUGCAGCUUGCGACAUCACGAUUACGAUCAUCAUGGUGUUCUACCUGACGAGACGUCGGAGUGGCAUCCACCGUACGGAUAGCAUAGUCAACAAGCUCAUUCAGGUCGUCGUCGAGACGGGUCUUGCGACGGCUACGAUGGCAAUCGUUCAGCUUUGCAUGUACCUCAUCAUCCGGGACACGACGUACUACCUGACGCCAGCGUCCAUCCUCCCGAAGGCGUACAGCAACUCGUUGCUCGUGCUGCUGAACAACCGGAACGUGCUCCGCAAGCAUGCCGAGGGCACCAUCACGAUCCCUUCCGCACACAGCCACACAGGGUCGCAGGGCCGCAGACCGAUCCAGGUGAACAUUGCGCAGGAGUCGUACAUCGACAACCCGAACAUUGCGAUGGUGAACCUUUCCACGGACAAGUCUCACAUGGAAGACUUCGGGAUGGCGAAAUAG